UGUGGGGGUCAGUGGUGAGAAGGACUGAAAUCUACCCUGGGUGACCUGGAGCCUCACCUCACCCCUGGGUUAGUGGCUCAUUUGGGAACAGGUGGGGUCUACAGCCCUGAGAUCUUGGGGACCCGGUCAGGAGACACACCCUGUUUGCCCCAGCAGAUGCUGCCAUGAAGGACCCACAGCCUGGGGAGAGCGUGGAGCUGGACUCUCAGAACACACACUAUGAAGACCCCCAGGGAGGGACACACACCCAGGUGAACCACUCAAGAUCAAGACUCAGGCAGGGAAUGGGCACCUCUACAGCCUCCCUGUCGGGGGGAUUGCUGGACACGACGGGCAGACAAGCAGAAGAGGACAGAGAGAUGGACAGUCAGGCUGCUGCAUCUGAUGCCCCCCAGGAUGUAACCUAUGCCCAGCUGAACCACUUGACACUCAGGCGGGAGACAAGUGCACCCCCUUUCUCCCCAUCAGAAGAGACCCCAGAGGAGCCCAGUGUGUAUGCUGCUCUGGCCACCCACUAGCCCAGGAGGACCCAGACCCCACACUCCAGGAAGGGGGCUGGCAGGGACCCCAGAAGACAUGGGAGCUUCCCACAUGGACAUUCAGUUAGCGACCCUGGCCACCCUGAAGACCUGACAAG
Molecule: messenger RNA, 637 nt
Organism: Molossus molossus (Pallas's mastiff bat)
Lineage: Eukaryota; Metazoa; Chordata; Mammalia; Chiroptera; Molossidae
Product: leukocyte immunoglobulin-like receptor subfamily B member 4
Exons: 3
Coding region: 165-518 (117 amino acids)
Source: RefSeq, a predicted model, not a curated record